AUGUGGGAGCAACGGGUGGAACGGGGACCAAGGCGGGGAACAGGGAAGUUCUUCCCGGCCGCGUUUCCGUGCGAGGCCGCUCCGCCUCAGAGCGCUGGCGGUGGCGUCGGGACGCAGGACCGGGAUGCGGGAGAGAGCCAUAGCCCUACACGGGUCCGUCACAGCCCACGGCACUCCAAGGGACAACACAGUGAUGCUGAGAUAGAAAGGCUUUCCUACAGCAUCGACUCCCAGGAAAAAGCAUUCAGGAACCUGCCAAACCUUCAUAUCUUAGACUUGGGAGACAAUAAGAUUCUUCAAUUGCAUCUUGAUGCUUUUAUAGACUUGACAAGCCUGACUGUUCUCCAUCUGUUUCACAAUUCCCUCGGAGAUUCCAUCCUGGAAGAAUGUUACUUUCAAGAUUUGAGAUCCUUGCAAGAAUUGGAUCUUUCAAUGAAUGAAAUCACAAAACUUCAUCCCCACCCCUCAUUUUAUAAUCUAACGGCCUUGAAAAGUGUGAACCUGAAAUUCAACAAGUUAUCCAACUUUUGUCAAACCAAUCUUACCAGCUUCCAAGGAAAACACUCUUUAUUUUUUAACCUCAGUUCUAAUCAUUUGUACAAGACAGAAGAUGUGGCCUGGGCCAAGUGCCCCAGUCCUUUCAAAAAUAUUACAUUUGGCUCACUAGACCUUAGGGACAAUGGCUUGAGCACAGAGAGAGUCCAGUAUCUCUGUACAACCAUUGAAGGGACUCAAAUAACUUCUUUAAAAUUAGGUCCUAUAAUGGGUUCAGGAUUUGCCUUUGAUAAUUUAAAAAAUCCAGAUGGUUCUACUUUUGCAGGACUAGGAAGAAGUAAUCUAAGGUUCUUUGAUAUUUCACAGGGUUGCAUUUUCUCUCUCAAUUCUUUAGUCUUUCAAAGUCUUAGCAACCUGGAAUCACUGAACCUUUCAAAAAACAAGAUAAAUCAAAUUCAAAGGUAAGCAUUUUUUGGCUUCAGCAACCUAAAAAUUCUCAAUCUAAGUAACCUUCUGGGUGAGUUGUACGAUUAUACUUUUGCGAGUCUAUGUAGUGUAAUGUAUAUUGAUUUACAGCAAAAUCACAUUGGGAUGAUUGGUAACAAAUCAUUCAGGUAUUUAGUAAAUCUGAAAAUAACCGAUCUCCGAGACAAUGCCAUUAAAAGACUCCCUUCCUUUCCACAUCUGACCUUUUCCUUUUUAGGUGACAGUAAGCUAAUGUCUGUAGGUAACAGAGCAAUAACUGCAACACAUCUCAAAUUAAAAAGAAAUUGGUUGGCAAAACUAGGUGACCUGUAUGUUCUUUUCCAAAUUCUAGAUCUGCAGUAUAUCUUCUUAAAACAUAACCAGUUCUCUUACUGUGUGAAGAGUGCUAAUGUUAUAGAAAACAAUCAGUUAGUAUAUCUGGAUCUUGGUCAAAAUAUGUUACAGCUGGUGUGGGAGAGAGAUUUCUGUUUGGAUGUGUUUGGGGCAUUGCCCAAACUUCAAGUUCUACAUCUGAAUAGCAUCUAACUCAGUGGUCCUCCACAGGAGAUUUUUAGAGGUCUACCAUCUCUUAAAAGACUUUACCUGGCUUCCAACCUGUUGUCUCAUCUUUCUCCUAGGCUUUUCCCACAAAGCCUAACAAACCUAAACUUAUCUGGAAACCAGCUGUUUUCCCCUGAGCCUGAAGUCUUUAUGACUUUGAGUAUUUUGGAUAUAACACAUAAUAAUUAUGUCUAUGAUUGUGCUUUAAAGAGCCUGCUAGUGUAG
Messenger RNA from Serinus canaria (Common canary), 1746 nucleotides. Its product is annotated as toll-like receptor 5. Gene Ontology annotation, cellular component: extracellular matrix. The record is from RefSeq and is a predicted model, not a curated record. Gene Ontology annotation, molecular function: protein binding. NCBI's taxonomy places the organism in Eukaryota, Metazoa, Chordata, Aves, Passeriformes, Fringillidae.